This is a messenger RNA of Hylaeus volcanicus, 2509 nucleotides long. RefSeq lists its product as uncharacterized. Lineage: Eukaryota; Metazoa; Arthropoda; Insecta; Hymenoptera; Colletidae. The record is from RefSeq and is a predicted model, not a curated record. The transcript is spliced from 12 exons. The coding region runs from base 117 to 2507 and encodes 796 amino acids.
AAAAUAGUGUCUUUUAAUGAUUAUAAUAAUGAAGUAUUUAAAAUAUAAUUUUAAAUUACUUUAAAACUCAACUCGUAUUAAGGUAUACUGACAUGUUUUGAAUUCUUACUUAAAAAAUGCGAGAAACAACAAACUCCAUCAGUCAUUCUUGUGAAAACUAUUUGAAUUUUUUAAAUCAUUUAAAGGCGGAACGGUUUCUCUACCUCUACACUCUUACUACAAGUUUUGUAUCAAACACACUCAAAGCAUUACCAGAAGCAGGUCAUUCUAAAGAUUUGAAUGACAGUUAUUUGAAAUUUGUUUCAUGUCGUUUAUUUUCUUUUCUUGAUACCAUUAUAAUUCAAGCCAAAGAUUUUAUUCAUUUUUUGUCGCCCAAUGAAAAUAAUGCUGUUACCAAAAGCUGCGAUUUUUCCUCAACAAAUUGUGAAAAACUUUUAGCAACAAGAAAAGAGAGUUCAUACAAUCUUGUUUAUUUAGAUCAUUUUGAACAUUUGGUGGUGAGCCAACUGUUAAGUCAAAUCCAAUUUUUGUUUCUCGAUGAGCAAGAAAAAGAUGUAAAGCUUCAUUGUAAAUUGACGUGGAUGAAUGCCUGGAUUCAAACACAACAUUUAGAAAUUCGUGAUGAUUUCGCUCAUUUUCUUGAGAAAUCUGCACCGUGGAGUGGCGAUUCGUGUAAAACACUUCAAGAUUGGAUAUCGGCUCAAUUUUCGUUUUUAGAUUCUUUUGAUACAUGCACCGAAUUGAUGAUUGUUAUCUGUUUGGUUCAGUAUGCAGGUGAUAAAAUGAACGUUCUACUAAAAAUUAUAAGUUGCGUUGUGAAACUAUUAAAUAUUCAAGAAAAACAUGAAAGAAGUGAAAAUGAUGCCAGUUUUCAGCAGGGUGAGGAGGAAUUGUUAGGACAGUUUUAUGAAAGAGAUUUGAAGAAUCGGGGAAGAAAAACGAACAAAUGCGACUCAAUCAAUACAGUGUUUUUUAACUCCGCCUAUGAUGUGAACGCGGACAUACUGUUAGAAGCUUUAGUUUGGAUGAUUAUCAAAAUAGCACCACAUUCUCUCUUUUUGAAUCUCGGCAUUAUACAAUAUUGUAGACAUCCUCAACUCUUUUCUUCAGAACAAUUGUAUUAUUUAACAAUGCUAGCAUCUGCGGCAGAAUUUCUUUUAACACUAAAAGCGUCUAAAGAUUUAUACAUAUCGGAUUCGUUUAGUCGAUCCAAAUGUCUCUCCUAUUGUCCAGAAGAAUAUGUUAAUGAUUGGAUUGGGAAUUCAUGGGGCGCCAACAUAGACGAAUCGCUUCAACAAUGUUUAGACCCUUCUUCGACUUUUAAUGGAUCAACACAAUCAACUUUGUUGACAACAUGCAAACCUUUACCUUCCUCUUUCCAAGUUUCCGCCAACUAUUUUACUCAGCAUACGUAUAAUAUAUUUCAAAAAGGCUUAGCAGAUGCAUGCGGGGAAAAAGCCUAUCGAAAAUUAUAUUUCGAUCGUGUUUCUCGUAUCUCGUUUCCUUUAAUUAUUUUUUUGAAGAAAAACAACUCAACACUAGAAAAACUCCCUGCAUUGUUCCAGCCAUCUAUUAUUCAUCAAACGAUUUCCUUAUGUGUUCGAAUCCUUAUGAAAGAUAAUGCUUCAUUGUUUGAUUCUUUAUUUGAGACCAAUGAAAAAACAAAACAAUUUUUUUCUUACUACAAAUGUGAUACAUUUAAAAAAAAAAUAUUCACAAUUUAUUUAAUGACAGAGUCUUAUGAACGAUUAAUUUUCACACAAAUCUUUCAACAAUUAUUCCCUUAUAUUUUGUAUUUUACUGAAUAUACAAUCAAGCCAAAGUCCUUCUUACAGGUGUUAGCAUAUGAAUCAUUUGGUCCUUUUCACCUUUUAGAAAAAGCCGACACUUUAACGCGUCGCCUUUUUCAUAAUUCAUUUCUUCAAAGUUCAAAUCUUAAAGAUGUCAACGAAUUACCUGAUACAACGAGUUUCUCGAAAGCUGUGUCAUCCAUAAAAAAUUAUUUUGCAACUCUUAUAAUUUUUGAUUUAAUACACCCAACACAAGACCAACACAAACGGCUGCUUAUUGUUUUUCGUCGCCUUACCCACCUUUCUGAUUAUACUAAUCCUUUUGAAAAAAUAAAAACAUUUGUUGCUUUACUUCGACUCUCUGAAUCCUUAAAGAGAACAUGUCUUCCUUCAGCAUCUGUUUAUGGAGCUGCAGCCAUUGCUUCUAUAUUUAUAAUUUACGCCAAUCCUAAAUUUUUAACCACCCACCUGAUUUACUCUACCUUGUAUCGUCAUCCUCUUUUGUUAUGCUCUGAAAUAAAUGACGCUCUUGAUUUUAUGUGGUUUGUGUGUGUGUGUGUGUGUGUGUGUGUGUGUGUGUCUAUUCCACGUCAGAUAAGCGUUAUUGAGACCUUUUCCGCAAAAGUACAUACGAUGAGUAUUGAAGCGUCUUCGGUACUUCUCCAUUUACUGCAUGUUGAAGAGACACUUUCUGAGAAAUCCAACACUAUUUUAUAAGA